UGUCGCCAGCUUUCGCGAAUCGCGAGCAACGAAAGUAGAAACUUGACCAACCUUUUGAGCGAUGUCGCGCCGAGUCUUGCGACAGAUGUGACGUUCGGAAAAGCAGAGCUCUCAUUGGAUAUCGCUCAUCGCUCAUCGCGUGCAGUGUGCGAGGGCCAUAAAUACGGUCUUUACAUGGGUUGCCUAUAUAGAACAGACCUCUAAUUUGGCUUCUCCGGCUAUUGUAUUUAUAAACGGUUUUCUUUAUUUACUGUCUAUUCGAUCUUGCAGCACAAAAAAUAAUGGGGAAAAAAGACAAGAACAAAAAUAAAAAUAAAAUAAGCGGCAGUGUGAAAACUGCGCUGAAAACUGAGAAAAAACUUAAUGCUAAACAGAAGAAGGAAUUAACGGCGCUUGGUGAGGAGGAUAUAGAAAAGGUCAUCGCUGAGAUUGAGAAAGAGGAAGGCCGCAGACAACGCGUGAAAGAGAUGAUAGUAAACCCGCCGUCCAGACGAGUUAACUUCACUUUGACGGCGCAUCCCUUUAAGAACGAACUUAUUAUGCUUGGCGGCGAAUUUUAUGAUGGUCGGCAGACCAUUGUAUAUAGCGAUAUGUUCUCCUAUAAUAUAAAUAAGCGAGAAUGGACAUUGAUAAAAGCGCCUGGAGCACCGCCACCGCGAUGCGGUCAUCAGACGGUGGCUACGACUGCAAAUGGCACUGGUGAAUUAUGGGUAUUCGGCGGUGAAUUCACUAGUCCGAGUGAGUCGCAAUUCUAUCAUUACCGUGACUUGUGGGUAUUUCGAUUCGCCGAAAAAAAAUGGGAAAAGAUCACAGCUGCAAACUGUCCGUCAGCUAGAAGUGGACAUAGGAUGCUACACAUAAAGAAGCAGCUGAUAGUGUUCGGCGGAUUCUACGAUAAUCUGCGGCAUGAUUAUAAAUAUUUCAAUGAUGUACACAUUUUCGAUCUGGAGACUUACAUGUGGCGGAAAAUCGAGCCUACUGGUAUUGCACCUGCUCCUCGGUCCGGCUGUAUAUUUUUGCCGACUGUCGACAAUAAGCUUGUCGUAUACGGAGGCUAUAGCAAGGAAAAAAUAAAAAAAGAGAUGGAUCGGGGUUGCAUUCACGCCGAUAUGUUUCUUCUAUCGCAAACGGACAGAAACGACUUAACUAAGUACAAGUGGAUUUGCAUAAAACAAACUGGGAUUCGAGUGACUCCAAGAUGUGGCGCUUCUGCUACAUUAAUCCAACACGCGAAUCAGGCCUUCGUGUUUGGCGGUGUUUAUGACAAUGACGAUGAUGACGAUGAUGAUGAUGAUGAUGAUGAAAAUCUAUGUGAAACAUUUUACAACGAUCUACUUGCAUUGGAUCUGGAAACAUUACACUGGCGCGCCGUAACAUUAACUGAGAAAAAAGCAACAACUCUCACUGACGACACCAAAGGACGACGAAGGAAAAAAAAAGAGGAAGAAGUAGAUGAAGAAUCAGAACAGAGUAAUGAUUUUGAGCAAGAAGUACCAAAAGAAUCUCCAAAUUCUAUACAACCUACAGUUACUGUGGACAACGACGGAAUAUUUACGAUGGUAAUAGGCUCAACGGCACCAACUUCUUCGUCAUUUCUCCAUCAAUCUUCUUCGGCAGUAGCAAAUGACAGAAGGGAAAAAUGUUUUCCAUCUCCGCGGAUGAAUGCCGGAAUGGUGAUGAAACACAACGUUUUGUAUUUAUAUGGUGGCUUGGUGGAAGAAGAUGAUCGACAAUACACUCUUUGCGAUUUCUACAGUCUGGGGGUUUCAGCGCCGUUAAGGCAGUCUUGGAACAACUCCGUCAAUUGCGCAUAGAGCCCAUCAGCACCAUAUUUAAUUAGCUCGGCUGGGAUGUCACCUGGACCUGGGGAUUUACCAUUCUUGAGUAAUUUACAUAUUUUCUUCACUUCGUUUAUAGUUAUUCUUAUAGAGGAUGUGAUUAUAUUAACACCUGUAAAAUUGCUUUCCUCUUUGAACUCUGCUCUGCUUUCCGUUAAGAGGUUUUUAAAUGGCUUUAUCAACAGCCUAGAAAAUAAUUAUCAACAUAAUAUCGAAUAAUAAAAAAUUACAGUGUCUCAACUUAAAUUCUACUUCUACUUUGGUUUAAUCAUUACAUAUGAUAACUAUCAGCAAAA
Messenger RNA from Formica exsecta, 2134 nucleotides. RefSeq names its product kelch domain-containing protein 4. Bases 282 to 1814 code for a protein of 510 amino acids. Lineage: Eukaryota; Metazoa; Arthropoda; Insecta; Hymenoptera; Formicidae. Gene Ontology annotation, molecular function: protein binding. The transcript is spliced from 7 exons. The record is from RefSeq and is a predicted model, not a curated record.